UUCUCUAUCCUCCACAACCUCUGUUGAGUCCUCUGGUGGGGACUCCCCCAAGAAGACUCAGUUUACAAAACCCUAAAUGAGACCACUGCCAAGAAGUGCUUGCUCACCCCUCCGGCAACGGCAGGGGAAUCUCCCUUUCCUUUUAUGGGUGAAGCACAAGAAAGGAUUCAUAAGUGGAGCCCAAUCCUUCUCACCAAACACAGCCCACACCUCCCAGUAAUUGAACUUGACAAGAAAAAAAACUGGUUUGAGAAAUUACCGCAAACUAUAUUGUCAUCAAAAAACACUUCCUAUCUGAGAUCACAGAACAGAGUAGGCACAACUUCCUGCUGAGCAGAUCAGCCUAAUGCUUAAAUAGAACAACUCCUGACUGUCAUUGACAUUAUAUAAAAAGCCAAGAUGACAGCCUGAGAGGACUAAGCCCUUGCUCUGGCAUCCUCCCAGUAGGAUGCCGGAAAGAGGCUAACCCAACAUACUGCACAGAAUUUCAUCCAGUUCCCUGCUCCAUCCUGAUUCCACGGGCCAGGAAGAUGGAGACACACUUGGUGAUACUGGGAUUGCUCUCAUUCAUCAUGAUACCCAGUUCUCUAACAGAGAUGUGUAUGCAUGACCCGCCAAAGGUUGCCUAUGCCACAUUCAAAGCCCCUGCCUACAAGAAUGGCACCAUUCUAAACUGUGAAUGCAAGAGAGGGUUUCGAAGAAUAAAGGAGUUGGUCUAUAUGGUUUGUUUAGAAAACUCCUGGAGCAAAAGCUGUCAGUGCUCAAGCAACUCCAAUAACAAUCCAAGAAAGCAAGCUACACCUAACCCUGAAGACCAGAAAGACUGGCAAACCACAGAAAUGCAGAAAUCAACACAGUCUGUGCACCAAGGGAACCUUCCAGGUCACUGCGGGGAGCCCCCUACAUGGGAACAUGAAGAUACCAAGAGAAUCUACCAUUUCGUGGUAGGACAGAGACUUCACUAUGAGUGCAUUCAAGGAUACAAGGCCCUACAGAAAGGUCCUGCCAUGAGCAUCUGCAAAAUGAUCUGUGGGAAGACAGAGUGGACUCAGCCCCAGCUCACAUGUGUAGAUGAAAGAGAACAUCAUCAGUUUCCAGCCAGUGAAGAAUCUCAAGGAAGCAGAGAUUCUUUUCCUGAGAGUGAGACUUCCUGUCCCAUCACCACCACAGACUUCCAGCUCCCCACAAAAGCAGCUACAACUAUGGAGACAUUUAUACUUACAAUGGAGUAUCAGAUAGCAGUGGCCAGCUGUGUCUUCCUGCUCAUCAGCAUCCUUCUUCUGAGCGGACUCACCUGGCAACGAAGAUGGAAGAAGAGUAGAAGAACCAUCUAGAAAACUCAGAGCAGUUGGAGGCCAAGAGAAGCUGAUGGGAACCAUGAAGCUCAAGGAAAUCAAAGAAGCCAAACACUCACUCAACAGGUGUCUCCUGUUGAUCCCUUGGGUUCUAGAAAGUUCUGAAGUCACUGGCCAUAGCAGCACACACGUCAGGAAACCUUGACUCCAUCACUAAACUGGACUUCGCUAUUGAAGAAUGGGAUCUGACCAUUUCUAAUGUCUUCAAUGGGAGAGAGGGCCCAACAGCACUCUGUAUGCUUUGUUUUCAUGUACAUACGUCGAUGAAAGCUAGAGUGGCAUGGACACUUUCAUGCCAUAUACAAAACAGAAUUUUAGGUGACUUCAUGGGAACUUCCCAGUUUGGAAAGACUACAUAAAGCCUAGCACUAAUAUAAAUAUUCCUUCUCCUCUUCCCCCUCUUCCUCCUCCCCUGCACCCGCACCCUUCCUGCUCUCACAAACUCAUCCUAGCCAAGUGACGCCUUUAUCAACCUCUGGUCCCCUAACUGGUUCUUCUGAUUUCAUCAUUUACUAACCAGCCUUUAGAACUCUGGGCUGGUAACUAGGACUCCAUAUGUUCUUAUCUCAAUCCUAGAAGGGAACCCCCUUUCCGUUGAAGCUUAAGUUUUGAAUUUCUAAAGAACAUAAACUAUAGCUGGGUGGUGGUGGUGGUGGUGCACACCUUUAAUCCCAGCACUUAGGAAGCAGAGGCAGGUGGUUCUCUGUGAGUUCGAGACCAGCUUGAUCUACAAGAGCUAGUUCCAGGACAGCCUCCAAAGCGACAGAGAAAUUCUGUCUUGAACCCCCACACCCUCCAAAAAGAACAUAAACUAUGGCAGGACAAUUUUUUAAUAGCCUCAAAACAAAGUGGCCAAGUUGUGGGUAACUGUGGAGUUUCGGUAUUCAGAGGCCUGUGUCUAAGGUAUUGUUGGGGGCAGAAGGCUAGGUGGAGGGACAAGAAUUAGACUUACCAGAUGCUUUACUAGUAGGCCACUCUAGGAGCUGGUUUCUUUGGGACUGCUAUGACUUGUACUCUAAAUUUGGCCUUACAAGUGGACAUACAAGGUGCAGACAUGUACCUGGUACAUAUCACAAAAAACACUGAAAAAAAAGGAAUAUUUAUGGAAGGGAUGGAAGGAAUGAGGAAGAGGGGAGAAUAUACUAAAGAUUAACUACAGACUAGAUAUCCUGGCCAUCUUCAAAUAAUUUCCCCCCAAAAUCUCCCAAUCCUGAGUCACCAGGAAGCCUUAGGAAAACAGACUAUGACACCAGCCCAGUCUCUAAGUCGGUAAAUGUGGAGCUGGGAUUUUUCACAAGUUCUGGGGUGGUGCCUUGAUGCUGAUCUCUAGACCACACUUUGUGAACCACUGAACUAUCCCUGUGUGGUCUCACCUUCCACUGCUACCAAAAGCAACUAAGUUCUGGUGCCCAGGCCUCCGAGAGCAUUCUUGUUCAAUCUCUUACUUAAGAUUUCCUCUCAAAUAAGUUGAGUCAGAUAUUCAAAUUUAACCUUGUUUGGGAGGAUUCACAAGAAGCUUCAAGUAUCAGUUUUCAUUUCUGAAAAGACUGAAAAUGUUAUAGAAAAUCAAAGAUCAGACAGAGCCAUUUUUGAUCUCUUAUGUGACCAAGUGUAAACCAGACUUUUCCUAUCUAUGACCUUUCAAAAGUAUACCUUUCUUGGGGAAAAGAAAGAUUAAGUAGAAUCUCAAACCACUAAUUUUAGAAAAGAAAAAAUAAUGUUAAAAAUCUUUCUAGAGAGCUGUGGUUGGUGGUACAUACUUUGAAGUCCAGGACUCAGGAGGAUGAGGCAGGAGGAUCACAGCAAAUGUGAGGUCAGCUUGACCUAAAUAGCAAAACCCUGCCCUCUCCAUAAGAACGAUCUUACUUGUAUAAAAUUAAAUUUUCAAUGCAUAUCUGUUUGCCACAUGUGUGCCUGGUGCCCAGGGAGGUCAGUCGAAGAUGUUGAAUCCCCUGAAACAGCUGGUUGUAAGCUGCCAUGUAGGUGCUGGGAACUGAAUCUUUGUCCUCUGGGAGAUGGGGAUACGAUAAAAUUUUUUCUUAAUAAUACUAAGAUAUUGUUUAACUGUUUUACUCUCCUUCGUAAAUGUAAGGUGAAAUUUCCUAGAAGCUACAUGUGUAAAGUUGUCGUUACUCUGAUGUUAACAUAUAAUGGAUUUAUCUUGUUGUUUAUAAAAUAAUUAAUUAAUGAUAUUUUAAA
Molecule: messenger RNA, 3554 nt
Organism: Mesocricetus auratus (golden hamster)
Lineage: Eukaryota; Metazoa; Chordata; Mammalia; Rodentia; Cricetidae
Gene: Il2ra
Product: interleukin 2 receptor subunit alpha
Exons: 8
Coding region: 531-1334 (267 amino acids)
Biological process (GO): inflammatory response
Molecular function (GO): interleukin-2 receptor activity; interleukin-2 binding
Source: RefSeq, a predicted model, not a curated record